Molecule: messenger RNA, 1078 nt
Organism: Scheffersomyces amazonensis
Lineage: Eukaryota; Fungi; Ascomycota; Pichiomycetes; Serinales; Debaryomycetaceae
Product: CAP domain-containing protein
Exons: 1
Coding region: 247-1047 (266 amino acids)
Cellular component (GO): extracellular region
Source: RefSeq, a predicted model, not a curated record
UUGGUAUUUAGUAUUUCUGUAUAUAUAUCAAUAUUCUUUUCUGUUUUUAUUUUAUAUAUUGUUUAUUUUAUUUAUAUAGUUAUACCCAGUCCUUUCCUUUUUAUUAAAUCAUAGCUUGUAAUUCAGCUAAAUUAACUUAUACCUACUCGUGUCGCUCCUUUUACUUUAAUAAUUCAUUCAUUCAUUCAUUAAAAUAUUUAUUUAUUUAUUUAUUUGUUCAUUAAUUAAUUAAUUAAUUAUUUAGAUAUGAAAUUCUCGAGUGUUAUUCCAUUCCUUGCUUUACUGUCCUUUGGUUUAGCUAAAAUCGUUACCGUAACUGAUAUUCAUUAUACAACUGUUUAUAAUGGUCAAGCAAUUGUUCAACCAUCAGAAGCACCUGAUGGUGUUAUUCAUUAUACUACCAUUAUAUAUGUAGAUGAAAAUGGUAAUAUUCUUGAAGAUCAAGAAGCAGCCAGUACUCAAGCUCCUCAAGCUCCUUCAACUUCUUCUGCUAAUCAAGGUCCAGCAUUAGCUAAAAUUGCCGAUGCUCAACCAACUACUUUAGUGACUGUUCAAACAUCUGCUGCUCCUGCUCCUGCUCCAACUUCUUCUUCAAGUACAUCAAAUUCUUUUGGUAAUGUUAAAGAUGUUCAAUUCUCUCAACAAAUGUUAGACCUUCAUAAUCAAAAGAGAGCUGAUCAUAAAGCUGGUGCUUUAACUUGGUCUCAAGAACUUUACAAUUAUGCUCAAAAUUAUGCUGAUCUGCAACCAUGUUCCUUAAACUUAGUUCAUUCUGGUGGACCUUAUGGUGAAAACUUGGCUGUAGGUUAUUCUGGCGCUGCUGGUGCUUUUGAUGCUUGGUACAAUGAAGGAAAUAAUUAUAACUACGUUAGUAAUAUUUAUAAUCAUUUUACUCAAAUUAUUUGGGUUGGAACUACUCAACUUGGUUGUGCCUAUAAGCAAUGUAAUGUUCCUGGUAUAAAUGGUCAGUAUGUUGUUUGUUCAUACAAUCCUGCUGGAAAUAUUAUUGGUAAAUUUAUUCAAAAUGUUUUACCUUUGUUUAUUUAAUUUAAAAUAAGUAAAUUUUCUAUAUAUACCC